This is a messenger RNA of Enterobius vermicularis (human pinworm), 822 nucleotides long. The record is from the annotation of a GenBank genome assembly. NCBI's taxonomy places the organism in Eukaryota, Metazoa, Nematoda, Chromadorea, Rhabditida, Oxyuridae.
AUGCGGAAUAUGAUGAUGAAUAAUCAAAUGGUAAUACCACCUCCUCAUUAUGAGCCAUAUUUUCUGUACAUGCAACCAGGUAUUUCUGCUGCAUCAGCCUCAACAUCAAACCUUCACUCAGAAACCGGUGCUCCGGACUUGCCAGAUUCUCCUGAACUAGAAAAGAGAAAACUUAUUGAUCGUGUCAAACGACCAAUGAAUGCAUUCAUGGUUUGGUCUCGUGAUCGUCGGCGUAAAAUUGCCGCCGAGAACCCUAAAAUGCACAAUUCUGAAAUUUCCAAACUUCUUGGUUACGAAUGGAAACAGCUUAGCCAAAAAGACAAGCAAGUAUUUGUGGAAGAAGCGAAACGGUUACGCGACACGCACAUGAAGGAGCAUCCAGAUUACAAAUAUCAUCCAAGACGAAAAGCCAAAAAUCUUUUAGGAAAACCUGUGUUAAAUGUAAAAAAUAUCGCGACAACAAUCGCUCCAUAUUCGCCCAGUCAACCUAGCGUUGCAGUAACCACAUCAUGGCGACAUCAAGUAUCUGCCACACCACCUGUCCCAUAUGGAGCUAACUUCUUUAACUUUCUGAAUAACACAAAUAACGAAAAUUCAAGCCUCCUAACCUAUUCCGCGACUGGUAUGCUCUACCAACAAAAUCAAAAUCUACAAACUCCCUCCGCUGCUCCAGUCUCUUCAACAGUCCCGUAUCAACAAUUCGCCACUCCUCCUGGACGACAGCAGUGUAUCGACCUUCAGCAACAAUCAUCACAAAUCCUUGGGCUGCCGGCGACGACGUAUCCACAGAAUGUAUACCAAUCAUGCGACCAAUUGUACUGA